Molecule: messenger RNA, 2457 nt
Organism: Hemibagrus wyckioides
Lineage: Eukaryota; Metazoa; Chordata; Actinopteri; Siluriformes; Bagridae
Gene: chrne
Product: cholinergic receptor, nicotinic, epsilon
Exons: 12
Coding region: 95-1648 (517 amino acids)
Biological process (GO): regulation of membrane potential; signal transduction; monoatomic ion transmembrane transport
Cellular component (GO): postsynaptic membrane; synapse; neuron projection
Molecular function (GO): acetylcholine-gated monoatomic cation-selective channel activity; transmembrane signaling receptor activity
Source: RefSeq, a predicted model, not a curated record
GCAAGGAGCCACUCAGACAGAAGUGCUCUUGGUGUUCCUUUCUUACAAACUCUCACUCGGGUGUGCCGAAGGUGGCGAUCAACAAAGUGUGGCGAUGGCGGCCCGGUCUGUUUGGGCAUGUUUGGUUGUGACUGUGCUUGUCUAUACAGUAUCGCAAGUCAGUGCCAAUGAAGAGUCUAAGCUCAUAGCAGAUAUUUUUAAGAAUUACAGUAAGAACAUCCGGCCAGCGAAGCACCCAGAUGACAAGGUGGAUGUUCAGGUCAAACUCACCCUCACCAACCUGAUCUCCUUGAACGAGAAAGAGGAGACGCUAACCACCAGUGUAUGGCUCGAGAUCCAAUGGAAUGACUAUCGUCUAACAUGGAACACCUCAGAGUACUACGGCAUCGAUAUUAUCCGUGUACCCUGCACCACUGUGUGGCGGCCGGAUAUAGUGCUGGAGAAUAACAUCGAUGGGAAUUUUGAUGUCGCGUACUAUGCUAACGUGCUAAUCUCCAGUGAUGGCUCCGUGUACUGGUUACCCCCAGCCAUCUACCGCAGCACCUGCGCUAUAGAGAUUACCUACUUCCCAUUCGACUGGCAAAACUGUACGCUGAUCUUCAGGUCUCAGACAUACAGCGCUAACGAGAUCAACAUAAUCUUGGCUAUUGAUGGCGACACCAACAUGCCCAUUGAGUGGGUGGAAAUCGACCCCGAGGCCUUCACUGAAAACGGUGAGUGGGCUAUCAAGCAUCGGCCGGCACGCAAACUUACCAACCCACGCUAUUCCCCGGAUGACCUGGAGUACCAGGAGGUCUACUUCAACCUCAUUAUCCAGAGAAAACCCCUCUUCUACAUCAUCAACAUCAUUCUGCCCUGUUCACUCAUCUCCUCACUCGUCGUACUGGCCUACUUCAUGCCUGCUAAGGCGGGAGGACAGAAGAUAACCGUGUCCAUCUCCGUCCUCCUGGCUCAGACUGUCUUCCUCUUUCUGAUCGCUCAGAAGGUUCCAGAAACAUCUCUCUCUGUACCUCUUAUCGGAAAGUACCUGAUCUUCGUCAUGUCUGUCACUACGCUCAUCGUCACAAACUGCAUCAUCGUUCUGAACUACUCCUGCCGGACCCCGAGCACACACUCCAUGUCUCGCAGACUCAAACAUAUUUUCCUGGAGGUGAUCCCUCGGUUCCUGGGUAUGACCCCGCUGGUGGACGAGGGAGAAGAAGCUGCAGGGAUGGAUGGAGUAAGGGAAAGGAGACGCAGCUCAUUUGGCCUGAUGCAGCGGGCGGAGGAGUACGUGUUGAAGCAGCCACGGAGCGAGAUGAUGUUUGAUAAGCAGAGAGAGAGACAUGGGCUCACACGAUCGUUCGUGGACGCUAUCGAUGUGAGCACCACGGCCAGACUGUACAAAAGUUUGGCGCAAGCAGCACCAGAGAUUAAAGAGUGUGUGGACGCCUGCAACUUUAUAGCAGAGAGCACAAGGGAACAGAAUGACAUUGGCUCUGAGAUGGAGAGCUGGGUGCUGAUCGGCAAGAUGAUCGAUAAAGUCUGCUUCUGGGCGGCCAUCUUGCUCUUCUCCAUCGGAACGGUGGCCAUCUUCCUCAUGGGUCAUUUCAACCAGGUGCCCGAGUACCCUUUCUCCUGGGAGAAUAAAAAAUACAUUCGUGAGUAAAGGGCGAGCUGUUCCUGUCUGCUGAUGGUCUCACAGAAAAAGAGAGGUCGAGAGAGAGAGACCGAGACAAGGAGGAAGCACAAGCAUUCUGUCCAUCAUAUUAGCAUUUAAUCAUGCUAAUACUAGAGGUUUUUGGCAUGAGGCCACCUCAGAAACGCAUACUAACCACCUUACACUGCAAGACCCAUGCAGAAACAGAAGGUUAUGCCUCAAAGCACAUUUUACUCAUUCUUCUGUGCCAACACAUAUACUCCACCUAGCAAAACAAUGGUAUCAUUUUUUUUUUUAUCACACAGCAUUUCAAGGUGCAGUUCAAAAGUGUUUAUACAGCUGAAAUAGUCACAUCGUUUCACGGAGAAAAGUCUGAGCUAAAGUGUUGCCUUGCAAUGAAGUUUGUUAGUUAUUUUGUUAAUAUAUAGAUAAAGCAUUUGUUUACAUUUUUCUGGCCCUGAAACGAGCUCUUCCACCUCAUCACUUCACCGCAUCGUUUUUUCAGCUCACGAGCAAGACGUAAUUUGAAUAGAGAAGACAGGCUUAUGGUUGAGGUUCGAGAAGGGUUUAGAAAAAAAAAAAAAAAAAAGGGCGCUUAAAAUGACAGACCGCUUCUUUAAAGUGUGAUGAUGUGCCCUGGUCAUCUUUGUUGAACUGAUGGAUGAAGUGUGGCUCAUUUGUUGUUGUUGUUGUUGUUUUUUUGUGAUGUAUUCCAUAAAGCUUAAGGUGUUUUUGAAAUCCUGUCAUUUUGCUUUUACAGUGCUUCUCCACGUGUUUACUGUAUUUAUCUUACUAUUCUGUAGUAGCAGUGAUUAAAU